AAUCGCCACUAAUGGAAUUUGACGUGUACUCAACUGAUGAUUUAAAAAUUCCAAAACACUACCGUGUGACCGUUAUUUUGCAUCUCAACACUACGCAUGGUCAUUGAAAUUCCUCCACAAUAAACCAAAAAUAACACAAUAUGCGUAUGUAUGUAUAUCCUCGGCCAAAAAUCAGUGUAGUUUAUGCCGAAUUUUUAACAGUGUAUCAAGUUUGCGCAUGUCUCAAACUCAUCUCACAGUGUCCUACCAUCAUUGUAUCGAUUUAUACAUUGAGUAAUUUUUUAACAGAGCAACGAAAUUUUCAUACAAAUUGGUUUUUUUGCUCCGCAAAAUAUACACAACAAAUUGCCAAAAGUUAGCUGCUAAAUAUUUGGGAGCUUAGAAAAUUAAUACAAAAUUCAAAUAAAACAAAGAGAAGCUCAUACGUGGUAUAAAAAGCAGGGUAUAAAAAAGACAAACUUGAAAAAAUGGGUGAUAGCAACGAACAAAAGGCUUUGCAAUUAAUGCAAGACGCUGAAAAGAAAUUGAGUCAGCAAAAGGGAUUUUUCGGUAACAUUUUCGGUGGCUCCAACAAGGUGGAGGAGGCCAUAGAAUGCUAUCAAAGGGCUGGAAAUAUGUUUAAAAUGUCCAAAAAUUGGACAAAGGCUGGUGAGUGUUUUUGUGAAGCUGCCGCAUUACAUGCCCGGGCCGGCAGUCGUCAUGACGCUGGCACAAAUUAUGUCGAUGCCUCGAAUUGUUAUAAGAAAAUCGAUGUGGAAAUGGCUGCCCAGUGUCUAUUGAAAUCCAUUGACAUUUACACAGACAUGGGCAGGUUUACCACGGCUGCAAAACAUCAUCAAAGCAUUGCAGAAAUGUAUGAAAGCGAUCCUAAUACGCUGUUGAAGGCCAUUGAGCAUUAUGAAAAAGCUGCUGACUAUUUCAAGGGCGAAGAGUCAAACAGCUCGGCCAACAAAUGUCUGCUAAAAGUGGCCCAGUAUGCUGCACAAUUGGAGGACUAUCAGAAGGCAAUUGAACUUUAUGAGCAAGUUGGUGCCUCAGCCCUGGAAUCAUCUCUGCUCAAGCAUAGCGCCAAAGAGUAUUUCUUCCGUGCUGCCUUGUGCCAGUUGAGUGUGGAUGUUUUGAAUUGCCAGCAUGCCAUGGAGAAGUAUAUACAAAUGUAUCCAGCAUUCCAGGAUUCGAGGGAAUUCAAAUUGGUCAAAUCGUUGUGUGAACACUUGGAGGAACAAGACAUUGAAGCUUUUACCGAGACGGUAAAGAAUUAUGAUAGUAUUUCACGACUUGAUCAAUGGUAUACCACCAUACUAUUGCGGAUUAAGAAGGCCAACGAUGAUAAUCCCGAUCUCUGUUAAGUAUAUCCCCUCUAUCUAUAUAUCUAUAUACAUACAAACAUAUUAAUAUUAUUGUUAAAUUAAGCAAGAAGCAAGCGAAGGGUUGGUAAUAGCAACAACACUAACACUUAACAAGAAAUCCAAAAAAAAAAAUCUCCCUCCUGCCCCUUUCCUUCCUUGGAUAUUCUUUUUACUAACCCACUUCUUAAACAAAUCCCUUAGCAUAAUUACAAACAAAAACAGAAAGGAAAAGAAAUUAGAAAAAAUUCUAAAAAAUAUAAAGAAAAAUAAAAAAAAUUGUUUUUUGUCUUUUUAAAUAAUAUUAUUAUAUAUAAAACAUAUUCCAUAUAUUAUAAAAAAAAAAUAAAUAUAAUAAAUUAAUUCGAAUAAAUGCAAUUAUUAAUUAUUAUAAAAAAGUAAGAGAAAUCCAUACAUAUUAAUUAAUAAAGGAAAAAAUAUAUUUAAAUUAAUUACUAAUACACACACAUACCACAUGUGUAAACUAUAUGUUAUAAUAAUUAUUUUCAAAAACAAAAUUAAAACCAAAGAAAUAAAGCAAAACAUUGAAAUCUUGUGAAAAUUGAAACGAAAACAAUUUCGCCAUAUAUUUAGUCACAACAUUCCUUUUACUAAGGCCUAGAAACAAAAACAUACCUUGGUCAUUUACCGGGAAAGGGAUUCUUUUCUCUUGGUAAGAAAAUAAAAUUACCGCAUGUGAAAUAAAAAGGUAUUUAAAUAAAGAAUGCUUUAGUCGCCACCAAAUUGAAUAUCCUUAAUGGAAA
Messenger RNA from Musca domestica (house fly), 2110 nucleotides. RefSeq names its product alpha-soluble NSF attachment protein. Bases 468 to 1349 code for a protein of 293 amino acids. NCBI's taxonomy places the organism in Eukaryota, Metazoa, Arthropoda, Insecta, Diptera, Muscidae. Gene Ontology annotation, molecular function: syntaxin binding; soluble NSF attachment protein activity. The record is from RefSeq and is a predicted model, not a curated record. The transcript has a single exon. Gene Ontology annotation, biological process: intracellular protein transport; SNARE complex disassembly. Gene Ontology annotation, cellular component: vacuolar membrane; SNARE complex.